Drosophila navojoa is the source of this 565-nucleotide messenger RNA. RefSeq names its product trypsin-1-like. Gene Ontology annotation, biological process: proteolysis. The record is from RefSeq and is a predicted model, not a curated record. NCBI's taxonomy places the organism in Eukaryota, Metazoa, Arthropoda, Insecta, Diptera, Drosophilidae. Gene Ontology annotation, molecular function: serine-type endopeptidase activity.
GGGCACUACUGAAAUUCUCGGCAAUAUGCACCUGCUAAAAAUCAAAAAGAAAGUUGAACACGAAAAGCACAACCGCAUUAAUUUAGAUUAUGAUUUUACGCUGCUGCAGCUGCAGGAACCAAUUGAAUUCGAUGAGACCAAGCAGCCUGUUAAGCUGCCGAAGCAGGGCCAAGAGUUUGAGGACGGUGAAAUGUGUUAUGUUAGCGGCUGGGGCGACACACGGAAUACUGAGGAGUCAGACGAGUUCUUGCGACAGGUGCAAGUGCCGCUGGUCAACCAGGAGGAGUGCAACAAGAAAUACAAUCGAUAUAACGGUGUGACAGAUAGCAUGAUCUGUGCUGGCUAUCCGGAAGGUGGCAAGGAUUCCUGUAAGGGCGAUUCUGGUGGUCCCUUGGUAAAUGGGGACGGCGUGUUAGUGGGCGUGGUGUCUUGGGGCCAUGGAUGCGGCGUAUCCAACUAUCCGGGCGUGUACGGUAGAGUAUCCCAUGUUCGUGAAUGGAUCAGGGAGCACACCGGUGUUUGAUUAGCUAACUGAGUGAAUAAAUGAUCUGAGUAUGCAGCCAUA